Trypanosoma rangeli is the source of this 1638-nucleotide messenger RNA. RefSeq lists its product as uncharacterized. Gene Ontology annotation, cellular component: COPII-coated ER to Golgi transport vesicle; endoplasmic reticulum membrane; Golgi membrane. Bases 1 to 1638 code for a protein of 545 amino acids. Gene Ontology annotation, biological process: Golgi organization; endoplasmic reticulum to Golgi vesicle-mediated transport; endoplasmic reticulum organization. NCBI's taxonomy places the organism in Eukaryota, Euglenozoa, Kinetoplastea, Trypanosomatida, Trypanosomatidae. Gene Ontology annotation, molecular function: D-mannose binding. The record is from RefSeq and is a predicted model, not a curated record. The transcript has a single exon.
AUGCUGCUACUGAUGCUGCUGCUCGUGCCGUGUGUUCAGGCGGGGGACACGGUGCCGGUAGGGAACGACCCGCAACGGAGUCACCGCGCGGAACCGAGGCAGGAGGAACUUCCGGUGGGCCUUAUUCGCAGUCCGCUGCUGCACGAGCACUCCUUUGGUGCCCCCAUCGUUACGGACUGGUGGCAUGAGGGGGUGCCACACUUUAUGAUUGGCGGCUCGGCGGUGGCGAAUGAAAAGUUUAUUCGCCUCACCACCAACAGCCCCGGCGAUCACGGGUUCGCCUUCAACACGGCCCCCUGCGACCACCGCUCGUGGGAGGCGCGGUUGCGGUUCUCGAUUCGCCCGCCGCUGCCGCUUGUGCGGGCACGGAAGCGGCAGCAGCCGCAUGACGAAAAUGAGGUGUCGUACCAGGGCGGCGAGGGCAUGGCGCUGUGGUACCUGGAGCAGCCACUCGGGGACGACCAUCAGCACGUGCCGAAGUACAGCAAGCCACUGGACCCGGCCGCCGCCGAGAAAGAAAAACUGCACCGCGACCCCAUACGCAUCGCGGAUCUGCUCUUCAACACCCCAGAAGAUGAUGAAGAUGAUGAUGAUGAAGACGCGGAGGAGGCCAACGCAACGGUGCGGGAGAAGCGCCGUGCGGAGCGGCUGCUGCAGCAGCAGUCGCGCGAAGCGAUGUACCGCCAUCUCCUGCAGCGGGGCACCUCAACGGACAACAGCAACCUUGAGCCCCGCAUUUUUGGGCUAAAGUUCUCGGAGUUUAAGGGUUUCGGGGUUCUCCUCGACUCAGUGGGGCACCGCGAGGAGGCCGACCACCAACGCCACCGCGGCAACAACGACAACACUGGCGCAGCCCCGCACGCGUUGCACGAGCCGCGCGUCACACUUCUGUUUAAUCUGCCAGCGAAGGAACGUGGUGGGGCAAAGCCGCCAGUGAACAACUUUAACCCGCAGGAGCCUGACUUCCGCACGUCGGCGGUGCGACUACAGUGUCAGUACGACUUCCGACAGUCUCCAACGGAGCGUGCAGUGCAAAUGUCGGCAAAGACGGCGCAGGAGGAGGGUCAGGAGGACACGAAAGAGGCGCUACUGCGUCGCACCCCGGAAGAUCCGGUGGAGCUUGUCGUACAGUACCACCGUCGCCGCUUGACCGUCAUGCUCACACGCGAGGACAUGAGCCGCCGCCGCCUGAUCUCCGCGAGCACUGGUGACACGCUGCCGCAAACUUCGCAGAGGGGUGGAACCGCCUACCGCAUCGAGAAGACGCACGUCACGACGCUGUGUGGGGAGUUUGACAACGUGGAGCUGCCGCUGAAUUAUCACUUUGGGGUUUCUGCCAGCACCGGGCCGCAGGUGAAGCGGCAUGCAAAAGAGAAAGUGGGGGCGGGCAACCCCUCAUUCCCAGACAAGGGGGUAAUCAGGACGCUGCUGCACGAGUUCUACGGGGUGGAGGCGACAGAUAUGCAUGUGGACGUGCACGAUGUAAUUGCGUUUGAGCUUCGUGAGUUGGGCAAAGACGCCAAGGCGAUGGGGUACUCCAAGAGCAUCCCGAUUGAACACUUCGACUACGACUUUGACCGACGCGAGCGCCUGCACUUAUCGCGGCAACUCCCCGUUGAGCCGGAGCCAGACGAGUAG